AUGACAACAGGCAUCCGACAAACUGUCACUCGAAAUAAAGUAAAGCGUCAGAAGCGAUUGAUGCAAGAUACACUUGCAAAUCUGUAUUCUAAAUACCAAUCUGAGAGUAACCAAGUCAUCAGCUUCACUACAUUUUACAGACUCAAACCAUUUUGGGUCAAAUAUCCUACAGAACAAGACAGACAAACCUGCUUGUGUAAAACAUGCGAAAAUCUUGGAUUUAUGAUCAAAGAACUGUAUAAAAAUGAUGUCAUUACCACUACUUGCAUGGAUGCCAUAGUGGAGCAUGUUGUUUGUUCCACACAAGACAUUGACUGCAUGUAUGGGAAGUGUGAAACAUGUAAGGAGAAACGAAUUAUAACAAAGCCCUUUGAUCAAAACCUUGUGGUAACUUAUAGUGAGUGGGUAACAGAGAAAGAGACAAGAAAACUUCAGAAGAGUGGAGAAAUGAAAGAUGUAACAGUUACGACAAAGAAAGAAACAGAAACAUUUUUAGGAUUCUUACUGGAUCGUGUCCAUGAUGAACUAUGGCUGAAGUAUAGAAGACAUUCCUACAAUAUCAAAAACCAAUUCCGCCAUUACAAGAAAGUCAGAAAAACUCUUAAAUCAACUAAAUGCUUUAUUCAUAUUGACUUUGCAGAAAAUUUUGUGGGAAAACUUUCAAGUGAAAUACAAAGUAAACAUUUCGGGGCUUCAAAGACACAGAUAUCGCUCCACACUGGAUACUUUAUAACAGGCUCCAUGGAAGCAAUACAGUCAUUUUGUGGUGUAUCAGAUAUCCUGCAGCAUGACCCAAUCACUGUAUGGACAACUGAUAACAGAGAAUCCUGGAAUGGUGAAACACAGAGAGACAAGCUGUUCAAUCCUAAAUUAACAGAAAAUAUAGUAUUACAUUAUUUCAAAUAUUAA
Lottia gigantea (owl limpet) is the source of this 909-nucleotide messenger RNA. RefSeq lists its product as hypothetical. The transcript has 2 exons. Bases 1 to 909 code for a protein of 302 amino acids. The record is from RefSeq and is a predicted model, not a curated record. Lineage: Eukaryota; Metazoa; Mollusca; Gastropoda; Lottiidae.